Molecule: messenger RNA, 2489 nt
Organism: Colletotrichum destructivum
Lineage: Eukaryota; Fungi; Ascomycota; Sordariomycetes; Glomerellales; Glomerellaceae
Product: Putative NADH:ubiquinone oxidoreductase, 75kDa subunit, molybdopterin oxidoreductase
Exons: 6
Coding region: 105-2333 (742 amino acids)
Biological process (GO): cellular respiration; ATP synthesis coupled electron transport
Cellular component (GO): membrane
Molecular function (GO): iron-sulfur cluster binding; NADH dehydrogenase (ubiquinone) activity
Source: RefSeq, a predicted model, not a curated record
GAAGAGCAGUUCCCUCCCGACGUCAACGAUUGAAUAUCAAUCCGCCCUCCCACCAAAACGCCCUCCCCCGUUCCGUCUGAGUCUCGAUCCGUCAAGGCGACACGAUGCUGCGGCAUACUCUAGCACGUUCGGCUUGGCGGACUGGCAAGCAGGCCGCCAAUGCCUCACGAACCUUUGCUACCACAGCUCGCAGGAACGCCGAAGUUGAGCUCACAGUUGACGGAAAGAAGGUGUCAGUCGAAGCCGGCUCCGCCCUGAUUCAAGCUUGCGAAAAGGCAGGCGUCACAAUCCCCAGAUAUUGCUACCAUGAAAAGCUCGCGAUUGCCGGUAACUGCCGUAUGUGCUUGGUCGAAGUCGAGCGCGCCCCGAAGCCCGUAGCCUCCUGCGCAUGGCCCGUCCAGCCCGGUAUGGUCGUCAAGACCAACUCCCCUAUCACACACAAGGCCCGUGAGGGUGUCAUGGAAUUCCUCCUCGCCAACCAUCCUCUUGACUGCCCUAUCUGCGACCAGGGUGGUGAGUGCGAUCUCCAGGACCAGUCGAUGCGGUACGGUGGCGACCGUGGCCGUUUCCACGAAGUCGGUGGCAAGCGUGCCGUCGAGGACAAGAACAUCGGCCCCCUCAUCAAGACCUCUAUGAACAGAUGUAUCCACUGCACACGAUGCGUUCGUUUCUCGAACGACGUUGCCGGCGCCCCCGAGAUGGGCUCUUUUGGCCGUGGCAACGACAUCCAGAUCGGUACCUACCUCGAGCAGAACCUUGACUCCGAGCUCUCCGGCAACGUCAUCGAUCUUUGCCCCGUCGGUGCCCUCACUUCCAAGCCUUACGCUUUCCGCGCGAGACCCUGGGAGCUGAAGCACUCCGAGUCCAUCGACGUUCUCGACGGCUUGGGAUCCAACAUCCGCGUCGACUCCCGUGGCCUCGAGGUCAUGCGUAUCCUGCCCAGACUCAACGACGACGUCAACGAGGAGUGGAUCAACGACAAGACCCGUUUCGCCUGUGAUGGACUGAAGUCCCAGAGAUUGACCAUGCCCUUGAUCCGCCGUGAGGGCAAGUUUGAGCCCGCCGACUGGGAGCAGGCCCUCACCGAGAUCUCCAACGCCUACCACCACCUCCAGCCCAAGUCCAACGAGUUCAAGGUCAUUGCUGGUGAGCUGACCGAGGUCGAGUCUCUGGUUGCCAUGAAGGACCUUGCCAACAAGCUGGGCUCCGAGAACCUGGCUCUUGAUAUGCCCUCUGGAAGCAAGCCCAUCGCCCACGGUGUCGACGUCCGCUCCAACUACCUGUUUAACUCCAAGAUCUACGGUAUUGAGGAGGCUGAUGCCAUCCUGAUUGUCGGCAGCAACCCCCGCCACGAGGCCGCUGUCCUCAACGCCCGUAUCCGCAAGCAAUGGCUUCGCUCUGACCUCGAAAUCGGUGUUGUUGGCGAGACGUGGGACUCCACAUUCGAGUUCGAGCACCUCGGUCUUGACCACGCCUCUUUGAAGCAGGCUCUUGCCGGUCCCUUUGGCAAGAAGCUGCAGUCUGCCAAGCGCCCUAUGAUCAUCGUGGGCUCUGGUGUCACUGACCACGUUGACGCCAAGGCCUUCUACGAGACCAUUGGUGCCUUCGUUGACAAGAACGCUGCCAACUUUAUCACUCCCGAGUGGAACGGAUACAACGUUCUCCAGAGAGCUGCUUCCCGCGCUGGUGCCUUCGAGGUCGGUUUCGUCACUCCCUCCACCGAGGUUGCCGAGACCGCCCCCAAGUUUGUCUGGCUUCUUGGUGCCGAUGAGAUCUCCGAGAAGGACAUCCCCAAGAAUGCCUUCGUCGUCUACCAGGGCCACCACGGUGACCGCGGUGCCCAGAUCGCCGACGUCGUUCUCCCUGGCGCUGCCUACACCGAGAAGGCUGGCACGUACAUCAACACCGAGGGCCGUGUCCAGAUGACCCGUGCCGCCACUUCUCUCCCUGGCGCUGCCCGUACGGACUGGAAGAUCAUCCGUGCCGUCAGCGAGUUCCUCGGCGCCCCUCUGCCCUAUGACGACGUUGCUCAGCUCCGCGACAGAAUGGUUGAGGUCAGCCCGGCCUUGGCGGCUUACGAUGUGGUUGAGCCCGUCGCUCUGCAGCAGCUGAGCAAGGUUCAGCUCGUCGACCAGAACAAGGGCUCUAAGGCCAGCGGCACCCCCUUGAAGAAGGUCAUCGACAACUUCUACUUCACAGACGUCAUCUCAAGAAGCUCACCGACCAUGGCCCGCUGCUCCGCAGCCAAGGCCACUGGCAACCCCAAGACCAACUUCAUGGCGCCAGGCAUGGAGGAGGACAGGCCGAUGGGUCAGAUUGCGUACGGGGCAUGAGGGACAGGCUGUACGAGUAUGACUGGCGAGAAGCGAAGAAAAGAAAGCUCCUUUGUUUGGGAUGGAUGCAUUGCUUGUACAUAAUAGCACGCGUGGGUAGAGUGAGGCGAGUAGUUGAAGAAAGUAAAUACCUUAAACUAGGUACCAUGUGACGAC